AUGUAUCUAAUAUGGGACGGUGCGAAAGACCUAGCUGGAAAUGUGUUACAUUUAAGGACUAGAUUUGUGACAAAUAAAAGACUCGAUGGACAGGUAGUGGUCAUCACGGGUGCCAACACUGGUAUCGGUAGAGAAACAGCUCUUCAAUUAACAUCACUCGGCGCUAAGGUAAUAAUGGGUUGUAGGGACCUAAAUAGGGCCGGCAGUGCAGCCGACUAUAUAAAAGCUAACAACAAGAACGCGGUCUUAAGUGUCAUUCAAUUGGAUUUAUCAUCACUCGAAUCGGUCCGAGAGUUCGCUAAAAAAGUUUCGGAAACGGAGUCACGCAUUGAUAUCCUUAUAAACAACGCGGGAAUCGCCGGCAUUCCUGAACAGCGGACCACCGAUGGCUUUGAGAUGCAUUUCGGGACCAAUCAUUUGGGUCACUUUCUACUAACUCUAUUACUGUUGCCCUUAUUGAGGAGCGCCCCCAAAGCCCGGGUAGUGUCGGUGUCGUCGUCUUUUUAUUUAGUGGGAAAAAUACAUUUCGAUAAUAUAAACCUAAGUGACGGCGCCUACACUAAUUGGAAGGCCUACAAUCAGAGCAAAUUGGCUAAUGUGCUGUUCAGCCGAGAGCUGGCUAAACGGUUGGGCGCCAACAGUACAAUCAGUACGUAUAGUUUGCACCCAGGUGUCAUUAAGACGGACAUUGGCCGAAACUAUAGACCGUAUGUCGUGAAAGGCGUGUAUAAUAUGAUCGGUCGCCUACUGUUCCUCACGCCGCGAAUGGGCGCUCAGACGUCGCUGUAUUGCGCUCUGGAGGACAGCAUAGAAAAUAAGAGCGGAUUUUAUUACCAGGACUGCAAACGAUUUGAGUUAAGCCCGAUUGCAAUGGACGACACGGUUGCUGAAAGACUGUGGGACUUAAGCGUAGAUUUAGUGAACCUCGAGGAGCACCUAAAUCUACCAAGUUCAUAA
This is a messenger RNA of Oppiella nova, 957 nucleotides long. The record is from the annotation of a GenBank genome assembly. Lineage: Eukaryota; Metazoa; Arthropoda; Arachnida; Sarcoptiformes; Oppiidae.